This is a messenger RNA of Pan troglodytes (chimpanzee), 3755 nucleotides long. RefSeq names its product shugoshin 1 (gene SGO1). Gene Ontology annotation, biological process: meiotic chromosome segregation. The transcript has 8 exons. Bases 949 to 2532 code for a protein of 527 amino acids. The record is from RefSeq and is a predicted model, not a curated record. Gene Ontology annotation, cellular component: nucleus; chromosome, centromeric region. NCBI's taxonomy places the organism in Eukaryota, Metazoa, Chordata, Mammalia, Primates, Hominidae.
GCCUGGCGGGGCGGGACUCUGCCUGCGACGGUGGUGUUGGGUGCAUCCUGCGCCACGUGACCGCCUCCCAGCCAACCAAUGGAGGAGCGAGGCGGAAAAUUUCGAAUGUGGCGGCGGUAGUUCCAGGCGACGGCGGACGGUGGUACGGUCCUGGAGGGCCCAGUGCGCGGGGCUAGCCGUGGCUGGAGAGCUUCGAAGAGCCUUGAAAUGUGAGGAGGAGGAAGAUAGCUGUUGCAGAAGUAGUGGCCAAGGUAUCGUUCUGGACGCGCCUGCGGCAGGAGGGUCGCCGCGUCCACUUCCGCCAGCCCCACCUCCCCUCGCCUUCCUGGAGUCCCUGAAAGAGGAAGAAGUAGGUUUUAAGGUGCGAAACAACGGCGUAGUGAUCCCUGUUUGACUUCCCUUCGGUUUUCAGUAUCGUUCUAAAUUCGGUGGCCGAAAGCUCGGGCUGUGGAGUCCCACUCGCCGCGCUUUUCGCCGUUCAGCCACUCGAUCUGCGCUUUCAGAUGUUCCGGCUUCCAUGGAGACCCUAAUUUCCUACUUUGCAAAAUUGUGUAGAUUAAGUGAUGUGCAAAUAAAGCUUUUACAAUAGCUAAAAGCCUGGCUCAACGUAAGGACACAAGAAAAUUGACAGCAGUUCUUUGUGCAGCGUGAUACCGUUGACGUCUUCCUUGUCCAGGCCAUUCUCUUCCUCACUUACCCUGGAGAGGCCGGCACUGACUAGUAUCCUACCUGGCUGUCUUCGCAGCAGGACUAAUUGGAGAAUUAUGGACGGAGAUCAAAUAUGCUAGGUUCUUUAAAUCCAGAGCGCUUACACGAGUACUGUACAGAUUGAGGCCGUCAUCUCACGCUGUGGUCUGUCUUUGCUUUCAUCCCUUCUGUCUACCACACCCCCUGCUAAUAACCAUCGCCUUAUUUAGACAGGAUAUAAAACUUUUGAUAUGGCAAAAGAUGGCCAAGGAAAGAUGCCUGAAAAAGUCCUUUCAAGAUAGUCUUGAAGACAUAAAGAAGCGAAUGAAAGAGAAAAGGAAUAAAAACUUGGCAGAGAUUGGCAAACGCAGGUCUUUUAUAGCUGCACCAUGCCAAAUAAUCACCAACACUUCUACACUGCUGAAAAAUUACCAAGACAACAACAAAAUGUUAGUUUUAGCUUUGGAAAAUGAAAAAUCCAAAGUGAAAGAAGCCCAAGAUAUCAUCCUACAGCUGAGAAAAGAAUGUUACUAUCUCACAUGUCAGCUAUAUGCAUUGAAAGGAAAACUUACAUCACAACAAACAGAAGAACCUGCUCAGAACCAGGAAAUAUGUCCCUCUGGAAUGGACCCCAAUAGUGAUGACAGCUCCAGAAAUUUAUUUGUGAAGGAUUUACCGCAAAUUCCUCUUGAAGAAAGUAAACUUCCAGGACAAGGAGAAUCAUUUCAAAUAGAAGAUCAGAUACCUACUAUUCCUCAAGACACACUGGGAGUUGAUUUUGAUUCAGGUGAAGCUAAGUCUACUGAUAAUGUCUUACCUAGAACUGUAUCUGUUCGUAGCAGUUUAAAGAAACAUUGUAACAGUAUAUGUCAGUUUGAUAGCUUGGAUGAUUUUGAAACCAGUCAUUUGGCAGGGAAGUCUUUUGAAUUCGAAAGAGUUGGAUUUUUAGACCCACUAGUAAACAUGCACAUACCUGAAAAUGUACAACACAAUGCUUGUCAAUGGAGCAAGGACCAAGUUAACUUAUCACCAAAGCUGAUUCAGCCAGGAACGUUUACUAAAACAAAAGAAGACAUUUUAGAAUCUAAAUCUGAACAAACUAAAAGUAAGCAAAGAGAUACACAAGAAAGAAAAAGAGAAGAGAAAAGAAAAGCUAACAGGAGAAAAUCAAAACGUAUGUCAAAAUAUAGAAAGAAUAAAAGCGAAAAUAAAAAAACUGUUUCCAAAAAAAAAAUGCACAAAUCUGUCAGUUCCAAUGAUGCUUACAAUUUUAAUUUGGAAGAGGGUGUUCAUCUUACUCCUUUCCGACAAAAAAUGAGCAAUGACUCUAAUAGAGAAGAAAACAACGAGUCUGAAGUGAGCCUCCGUGAAUCAAGUGGUUCAGGAGAUGAUUCCGAUGACCUCUAUUUGCCCACUUGCAAGUACGUUCAGAAUCCCACGAGCAAUUCAGAUAGACCAGUCACCAGGCCUCUAGCUAAAAGAGCACUGAAAUACACAGAUGAAAAAGAGACGGAGGGUUCUAAGCCAACAAAAACUCCUACCACUACACCACCUGAAACUCAGCAGUCACCUCAUCUUAGCCUGAAGGAUAUCACCAAUGUCUCCUUGUAUCCUGUUGUGAAAAUCAGAAGACUUUCUCUUUCUCCAAAAGAGAAUAAAGCAAGCCCAGCAGUGGCUCUGCCUAAACGUAGGUGCACAGCCAGCGUGAACUAUAAGGAGCCCACCCUCGCUUCGAAACUGAGAAGAGGGGACCCUUUUACAGAUUUGUGUUUUUUGAAUUCUCCUAUUUUCAAGCAGAAAAAGGAUUUGAGACGUUCUAAAAAAAGUAUGAAACAAAUACAAUGAAGGUUUUGUUGGAUAUUGUUUAAAUUCAAUCUACACCUCUUUCUGUUGCUUCAGGAGAGGAUCUGUAAGAGUACACAAACAGAGUGAGCCAUUGCCAUAGAAUAUUCUCUUGACAGGACCCUAGCUCAUAAACAUUUCUUCAGAACUAUACUUCAAAUGGGAUGCUUUGUAUUAAAACUUUAAUAAAUUUAAUUUAUUUUUUCUUUUGAAUAUAAAUGAGCUUAAGCAUUAUCAUCAUAUAGAUUUCUUAUGCUGCCUAAACCUCUUAAUUUUAGUCGAAAUAUAUCUUUUUUUUUUUUUUUGGAGGCGGAAUUUCAUUCUUGUUGCCCAGGCUGGAGUGCAAUGGCACGAUCUCAGCUUACCGCAACCUCCGCCUCCCAGGUUCAAGCGAUUCUCCUGCCUCAGACUCCCGAGUAGCUGGGACUAUAGGCGUGUGCCACUAUGCCCGGCUAAUUUUGUAUUUUUAGUAGAGACAGGGUUUCUCCAUGUUGGUCAGGUUGCUCUCGAACUCCCAACCUCAGGUGAUCUGCCUGCCUCGGCCUCCCAAAGUGCUGGGAUUACUGAGCCACUGUGCCCAGCCCAAAAUGUAUCUUAUACAAACAUUGUAGAAAUGAAUAAUGAUUACUCAAAUUAAGAUCUUUUAAUUAUAAGCUUCUGGCAUCUCUAUUUUUCCCUUAAGUAGGGGAUACUAAAGUGAAUGAUUUUCUAAGAGGAUCUUUUGAAACUCUUUAGUACAAUAUUUGAGUAAAAUAAAUUAUUGUGGAUCUUUCGAAACUCUUUGUAGUAUUCCAGUAAAAUAAAUAUUUGACAUUUACAGUAGGGUACACCCUAAGUUGUUUAUGAAUUCCUUAUACCACUGUUGUAUUUAAUUUUUCAGAUAAAAUAUGUAUGGGAAAAUGACUAGAGAAAUUGAUUCUUUUUUAGGCUCGGGGACAAGAUAAGUGACUAAUUGUGAACCCCAAGCUCUAAUUGUAUGUUCAGAGUGAUGUCUCCAUAAAAUUACAAAUGUCAUGUACUUUCAGGGUAGCUCCUUAUUUAGUCAGAAAUCUCAAAGAUUAAAUGUGUGAAUAUUUAGGGUUUUUGCAUAUUUUUGACCAACCAAUGAAAGCGAAUUAGUUCAGUUUAGAAAGUUUGAUGUCUAUACUUGUAUAUACCUCUUUAAAUUUUAGAACUUUGUAGGUUAUUCAUUUUUAAAGAGCAAUAAAGUUUGUAUAAGAUAGUGA